This is a messenger RNA of Spea bombifrons (plains spadefoot toad), 4341 nucleotides long. RefSeq names its product ATPase phospholipid transporting 10B (putative) (gene ATP10B). Lineage: Eukaryota; Metazoa; Chordata; Amphibia; Anura; Pelobatidae. The transcript is spliced from 23 exons. Gene Ontology annotation, biological process: phospholipid translocation. The record is from RefSeq and is a predicted model, not a curated record. Gene Ontology annotation, cellular component: plasma membrane. The coding region runs from base 85 to 4341 and encodes 1418 amino acids. Gene Ontology annotation, molecular function: ATPase-coupled intramembrane lipid carrier activity; magnesium ion binding; ATP binding.
UCAUGGUCGUAUUUUCUUGAAUAAUUGAUCACCAGGUGAUUGAAUGACACAGAAUUGUGGCACUGCAUCCUGUCACAGCAAUCAAUGGAUUCGAGUUUCUACCGCUGGAAAAGAGCUUUACAAAGAGAUUCCGCAAAAUGCCCCUCUGAAACAACGCCUCUUCUGCCAUCCAAAAGAAAAAGUCAGACGUACGACUUGAACAAACAACGAGUCGUCUUUGCAAAUAACAAGAAAUGGGAGGCAGACUGCAAGAAGGUUUCAAAAUUUUAUAUAGGAAACAAGAUCCGAACAACAAAAUAUACCGUUUUAAGCUUCCUUCCAAAAAACCUCUUUGGCCAGUUUUACAGGUCGGCAAACCUUUAUUUUCUUUUCCUUGCUAUACUGAAUUGGAUGCCACAAAUUGAGGUGUUUCAUAAGGAAAUAACCAUGGUGCCACUGGUGAUUGUACUGCUUGUUAUAGCCGUUAAAGAUGGCGUGGAGGACUAUAGAAGAUAUUGCUUUGAUAAGAAAGUCAACUUAACCAAGACACAAGUAUAUGAAAAGAAUGAUCACAGCUAUGUUGAGAAAUGUUGGAAAGAUGUACGUGUUGGAGAUUUUGUCAAAAUUUUCUGUAACGAAAUCAUUCCUGCGGACAUCUUGCUUCUAUACUCUUCUGACCAAAAUGGGAUUUGUCACAUAGAGACUGCCAACUUAGAUGGAGAGACCAAUUUGAAGCAGAGACAAGUUGUCCGAGGCUUUUCCAAUCAGGAAUCGCCAUUUAAUCCCGAAUCCUUCAAGAACACAAUUGUUUGUGAAGCUCCUAAUAAUAAUCUCAAUAAAUUCAAAGGUUAUGUGGAUCAGCUCAGCGGGCAACGGACCGGCUUUGGAAACGAAAGUCUUCUUCUUCGUGGCUGUACUGUCCGAAACACGGAAGAGGCCAUUGGUGUGGUGGUAUAUGCAGGGCAUGAGACUAAGGCAAUGUUAAACAACAGUGGGCCUCGUUACAAGCGCAGCAAGCUCGAAAGGCAGAUGAACAUCAGUGUUUUCUUCUGCGUUGGGAUUCUUUUCAUCAUGUGUCUCAUUGGAGCUUUAGGCCAUGGCAUUUGGUCUGCCAAAUUUGUGAUCCAUCCAUUAUUCGAUGUCCCAGAUGGUAAUGGAAACUACUUUUCACCAGCUCUUGCUGGAUUUUAUAUGUUUUUAACGAUGAUUAUCCUACUACAGAUUUUAAUCCCCAUAUCUCUGUAUGUUUCCAUUGAACUGGUGAAGUUGGGGCAGAUUUUCUUUCUGCACCAUGACAUCGAUUUGUACGACGAAGAGAUUGAUAGGUCAGUUCAAUGUCGGGCUCUAAACAUCACCGAGGAUCUUGGCCAAAUACAGUACAUAUUCUCAGACAAAACCGGAACACUGACUGAAAACAAAAUGGUAUUUCGGAGAUGCACCAUUAUAGGCAAUGAGUUUUCCCAUCAGGAAAAUGCAAAACGUCUUGAAACCUACAAAGAAGAAGAUUCUGAUGAUGAGGAUGUGUCGAAGCUUAGAAACUUUUCACUACAUGAUCUUGCUGAGGGCAAUCAAUCCACUGUGAGACACAAAGGCACAAGAGCUUUACGACGAUGCCAUAGCGCUCGACCCAACAUCCAAGGACACUUCCGGAAAAAGUCAGAAGGGCGGUUUGAUCUCUCCCAAGUGGCUUUCAGCAGUCCGAUCGAGAAAGAUGUGACCCCUGACAACAUGUUGUUGAAGAAGGUUAGAGAGGCAUCCGUCCGGAUUGAAGCUCUCUCUCCGGUUAAGGCUCAAAGUGGCACCAAGCCUUCGAAUUCCCCUUAUAUCGAUUUCUUUCUUGCUUUAGCCAUUUGCAAUACAGUGGUAGUCUCCACAGCAACUGAGCCAAGGCAAAGGGUUACUGGACCACCAUUGUUCAAACCAGCAGGGACACCUUUAGACAAAGUUCAGCAUUUGUUUCAAAAGCUGAAACUACUAAGAUCGAGUCAGUCUUCUGCUUCCACCCCAUCAAGUUCCGAUCCUGGAACACCUUCAAAAUCAAAGAACAAUAAAAUCAGUCCAGCCUCUGGAUCAGAUGAGGUUUCCAGGUCAAGCUCUGGUGAAGCUGAAUUAGGAGCAGGAAAAGAGGAUUCUUCAAUUAGCAAGAACAGCAGCAACAACUGUAUUGAAGAAAUGUAUGCGAAUAUUUCCCCAUUUAAUAUAGAAGAUGAUUGUUGUUAUGAAGCAGAAAGUCCAGAUGAAGCUGCCUUGGUUCAUGCUGCCAGAGCAUAUAGCUUUACUCUUAUGUCCAGGACACCUGAACAAGUGUCUGUGAGGCUUCCACAGGGUACUCUUCUCACAUUUGAACUCCUCUAUACGUUGGGCUUUGAUUCUGUCAGAAAAAGAAUGUCGGUGGUGGUCCGUCACCCAAUCACAAGAGAGAUAAUUGUGUACACCAAAGGGGCUGAUUCCGUCAUCAUGGAUUUACUAGAUGACCCAGCAAAAGCUAAUAUUACUGACGAAAAGAGACUUAGGAAACUUCAAGCAAAAACCCAGCGACAUCUUGAUUGGUAUGCUAGAGAUGGACUGAGGACACUCUGCAUAGCUAAAAAGGUUUUAAGCGAGGAGGAUUUUACAAGGUGGUCAAAUUUCCGCGAAGAAGCUGAAGCUGCCAUUGAGAACCGAGAGGAGCUGCUUAUGGAGACUGCCCAGCAUCUGGAAACUAAUCUCACCCUGAUAGGUGCUACAGGAAUAGAAGAUCGUCUACAGGAAGGCGUGCCAGACACUAUCGCUGCCUUAAGAGAAGCGGGCAUUAGCAUCUGGGUAUUAACUGGCGAUAAACAAGAAACUGCCGUUAACAUUGCAUAUUCAUGCCAGCUUCUAGAACAGAGUGACACUGUGUUUACCAUCAACACUGAGACCAAGGAAACUUGUGAGUCCAUCCUGGACUGCACUCUUGAGGAAAUUAAAAAAUUUGACACUGAAAAAAAGAAAAAAAGUGUAUUUAAAAGACGCAGACAAGAAACGUCCCCAGAAGUUGCGAUGUCUCCUCCAGAAGUUGGGCUGGUGAUUGAUGGAAGGACAUUAAAUGUUAUCUUUAAUGGAGGCUUAGAAGACAAAUUUCUGGAGUUGACAAAGCGCUGUCGCUCGGUUUUGUGCUGUCGAGCUACCCCUUUGCAGAAGAGCAUGGUUGUGAAGUUAGUACGGGACAAAUUAAAUGUCAUGACACUUUCCAUAGGUGAUGGUGCUAAUGAUGUUAGUAUGAUCCAGGCUGCAGAUGUUGGAAUAGGAAUUUCCGGUCAAGAAGGCAUGCAGGCUGUGAUGUCCAGUGAUUUUGCAAUAUCCCGCUUCAAGCAUCUUAAAAAACUCUUGCUGGUUCAUGGACAUUGGUGCUACAGUCGACUGGCAAAAAUGGUCAUUUACUUCUUCUACAAAAAUGUGGCCUACGUAAAUCUGCUUUUCUGGUACCAGUUCUUCUGUGGAUUCUCUGGCACCACCAUGCUUGAUUACUGGCAAAUGAUCUUCUUCAACCUGUUUUUCACCUCCGUACCUCCUUUGGUUUUUGGAAUCAUCGACAAGGAUGUUUCAGCUGAGACACUUCUGAGUAUACCGCAGCUUUACAAGAGGGGGCAACAAUCCCAGGAUUACAAGUUGUCAACCUUCUGGAUUGCUAUAAUAGAUGCCUUCUACCAAAGUCUUGUGUGUUUCUUUAUCCCAUAUUUUACCUAUCAAGACACUAGUAUAGAUGUUAUUUCAUUUGGUACACCAAUGAACACUGCAUCCUUGUUCACAAUCACACUGCACCUUGCCAUUGAAAUAAAAACUUGGACCUAUUUGCACUGGAUCACUAUAAUCGGAAGCAUUGUCAGUUAUUUUGUAAUCUCAUUGGUCUACAACGGAGUCUGUGUUUUAUGUAAUGAGCCUACAAAUCCUUACUGGAUAAUGGAAAGACAGAUGUCCGAUCCCAACUUUUAUUUUGUCUGCAUUAUUACACCAGUCCUUGCUCUCCUACCAAGGUACUUUAUUUAUGCACUGAAGGGCACAUGUAGAACGACACCUAUUAUUGAAGCACAACAUCUGGAUAAACUCUGUAAAGAAGAGAGAGACAUAAAAAUACAACAAUGGAAGGAAAGAAUGCGAAAGUCUGCACAUUGUGUCAACAAUGGUUCUUCGGAGCUUGGCAAUGCUUCAACGAAUAGUAUAAAUGGUUUAAUUGGAACCCCGGAAAGAAAACCACACAAUGUUUGUACCAUGACCAAUGAAUAUGAGAAUUCGCCUCAUGGAGUAGGACCCGCAAAAUGUGUUAAAGACCUGCUGAGGGACAAUACAGAAGACUUUUCUAGAGCUAACCACCGGAGGUCUAUUAGUACAGUCACGGUUUAA